CAUUGGUUUGUGUUUCUGCAUCAAUAUUUAAAUAAAUGAGAAAAUCUGUAUAUCUUUUGAUAUAUUAACAACACAGUUAUAAAUAAUUAUGUUGCGAUUAAAUUAAAACAUGUGCAAAUGGAAAAUAGCAGAUGGAUUAUUAGUUUACUGUACACAUUCUUAAAUUAGCAAACAUGAAGAAGAAAGCUUUCUAAACACAUUGUAAAUGCUUUGAAUGAUGUUAAUACUAGGCAAAAUGUAUGCUUUUAAAUAUUGUGUUAGUGCUGGCACUAUGUGGAUUACUACAUACUACUACUUCUUCCAGAGUAUUAGAACUAAGUGAUAGAUUUGUAGACCUUCGUAACGAUGGCCAGUGGUUAGUUAUGUUUUACGCUCCAUGGUGUGCCCAUUGCAAACGACUGGAACCAGUUUGGGCACAUGUUGCACAAGCCUUGCACCAUACUACUAUAAGAGUCGGCAGAUUGGAUUGUACCAGAUACACACAUAUUGCAACUAAAUUUAAAGUGCAAGGGUUUCCGACUAUCAUGUUCUUGAAAGGCGAACAAGAUCACAUUUACCAUGGAGACAGAACAAAAGAGGAACUCUUAGCAUUUGCUCAUAGAAUGAAGGGUCCCUCUGUACAAGUAAUUCCAAGACACGAAGUAUUAACUAAUUUGAAAAAUUCUGUUAAUGUUUUCUUUGUAUAUGUUGGAAAACAAAAUGGAGCCUUAUGGCAAUCAUUCCAUUCGAUAUCUGAGGUGUUCCAACCGCAUUGCUUUUUUUACGCUGCAUCUCCUGAAGUUACAAAAGAACACUUUCCGUUAAUUGAAGACCACGCACCAACAGUGUUUGUAAUAAAGGAAAAGGAUCACUACAAAUUUACAUAUGACUCUUUCAGCAGCUCAAUACUCAAUGAGACUCUGUAUCAAUGGGUGAAUGAAGAGAGAUUUGGAACAUUCCCGAAGGUCACUCGAGGUAACAUCAAUCAAAUAUUACAAACCAAAAAGUACAUCGUACUUGCAGUUGUUGAAGAGAACAAAUUGAAUGAAAUUGAGGCCAAUCAGUUGGAGUUCCGUGAUAUGGUUGAAUCUGUGAUAAGGCAACGUCGCGAACAAUUCCAUUCCACUUUCCAAUUUGGCUGGAUCGGGUCUCCAGAGUUGGCCAAUUCAAUAGCCAUGAGCGAUCUGCCAGUACCUCAUCUGGUUCUUAAUUCAACAACGAGUCAUCAUCAUUUUGCCACAAGACGAACCACUAGAUUGACACACGAUGCACUUGUUGUGUUUUUGGAACAAAGAAACCAAUCUGCUCCUACCUAUGGCGGCAAUAGUUUUCCUGUUCGAAUGUAUAGAGCAUAUUUUGAAGCCAGAACAACCCUUUCCGAUAUGUGGCAUGGAAAUCCUGUCUUAACUGCUGUAUUAUUCGGAUUACCCUGUGGAUUUCUCGGAUUGAUAUGCUACUCCAUAUGCUGUGCUGAUAUUCUAGAUGCCGAUGAAGAAGACAGCGAAAAUGAUGACGGCCAUGAAAAGAAAGAAUAAGAGCCAAGAGUUCAUUACAUUUUGUAUGGUUUUUAUGUAUGAUCUAGUCAACAAUGAAUUAUAUAUAAUAUAAAAAGCAAUUGCAAGUUUUAUUGAACACAAGACAGG
This is a messenger RNA of Ctenocephalides felis (cat flea), 1622 nucleotides long. RefSeq names its product protein disulfide-isomerase TMX3-like. Gene Ontology annotation, biological process: peptidyl-cysteine oxidation. Gene Ontology annotation, molecular function: protein disulfide isomerase activity. The record is from RefSeq and is a predicted model, not a curated record. Gene Ontology annotation, cellular component: endoplasmic reticulum. Lineage: Eukaryota; Metazoa; Arthropoda; Insecta; Siphonaptera; Pulicidae.